UGGCGGCACCGGCACCGGCGGGCUGCGGCGCUCCGGGGCCAUGUCGGGUGACGACGGCGGCAUGUCGAGUCGCGACAGCGUGCAGAUCCCCGACGACCGGGACUUCGGGGCGUUCCGGGCGCAGUGCGAGUCGGAGCAGGGCUGGAGCCUCACCUACAGCAAGGGCGGGGUGGGCGUCUGGGUGCAGCUGCUGGAGCCCGAGCGCGCCCUCCACAAGAUCAAGUGCAGGAUGGAGUGCAGGGACGUGCCGGCGGAGACGCUCUACGACGUGCUCCAUGACAUCGAGUACCGCAAGAAGUGGGACACCAACGUCAUCGAGACCUUCGACAUCGGGAGGCUGACGGCCAACUCCGAUGUGGGAUACUACGCCUGGAGGUGUCCCAAGCCCCUGAAGAACCGGGACGUGGUCACACUCCGCUCCUGGCUGCCCAUAGGCUCUGACUACAUCAUCAUGAACUACUCUGUCAAGCAUCCCAAGUAUCCCCCCCGCAAGGACAUGGUGCGGGCUGUCUCCAUCCAGACAGGCUACCUGAUCGAGGGCACGGGAGCCAAGAGCUGCACCAUCACCUACCUGGCACAGGUGGACCCCAAAGGUUCCUUACCGAAGUGGGUGGUGAAUAAAUCCUCCCAGUUCCUGGCCCCCAAGGCGAUGAAGAAGAUGUACAAGGCAUGCCUCAAGUACCCUGAGUGGAAGCAGAAGCAUGACCCUCACUUCAAGCCCUGGCUGUUCCCGGAGCAGAGCCGGCUCCCGGCCCUGGCCCUGUCCGAGCUGUCCCUGCAGCAUGCAGAUUCCCUGGAAAACAUCGACGAGAGCUCCCUGGCCGAGAGCAAGGAGGACCGUGGCGAGGGCAGCGACGAGGACAGCCUGACCUGAUUCCCCUGGGAGCUCCUCUCCUCGUUCCCCUGGCUAGGACAGCCUGACAUGACCCCCACCCUGGGGGCUCCUCUCCCUAUCCCCCCACUUCCAACAUGGUUUGUGUCUCUAUCUCACACACCUGUACACAUGCACCCCCACUUUGGGUUUCAGGGGGACCCCCCUCAUUGGUGUACCCCUGUCUGGGGACAGCAGGGACAUAGUGGGUCCCCCAGGGUGAGAAGUUGGGGGUUGUCUGGUCGCUGAGCCCUUGUGGGACACUGGAGUUGUCCCUAUAGGUGGCAAACCCAAAGUGACCUUCAGCUUUUGGGGGGGGCAGAGGAAAAGGGGGGGCCCUGUGCCUGCUUCUCAGUCUUGGAGACCCUUCCACUGCACUCCCCCUCUGCCCCCCAUUCCUGCUCCCCAUCUCUCUAUUAUGGUCCAACAGAAUUGCCUUCAUCCCAUGGGAUCCCCACCCCCAGCAGACAAGUACCAGGAGGUGCUUGGGCACCUGCCUGCACCUCUGGGUGUGCAGAGGGGUUUGGGGGGCUUCUGGCACCUCCUGGCAUGCUGGGAAGGAGGGCCUUUGGGGUUUUUUGGCAUCUCCAAGCAUGUAGAGGGGAAGCUUCUAGGCUCCUGGCACCUCCAGCAUGUUGGAGGGGAUGUUGGGGUCUUACCUUCAGGCAUGUGGGAGGAGUUGAGGGGCUCAUGGCACCUCCAGAUGUGUUGUGGUGGGCAUUUUGGGGGCUCCUGGGAUCUCCAUUCAUGUUGAGGGAGGGUCUUAUGGAGUCUCAGCAUCUUCAGGUUUGUGUGGGGGAGGUUUUGGGGUAAGUUCACACCUCCAGGUGUGCCCAGUAUCUCUAGGGGCUCCCAGCAUCUUCAGGCACGUUGAAAGGACUUGGGGGGGGCUCCUGGCACCUCCUGGUGUUGUGUGGGUCUCUGAAGGCUCCUGUCCUGUCCCCUGCCUUUCUAGGAUGGGGACCCUUUCCAAGCUGGGUGCCUGGACCCUUCCUCCACUGGAAUUUGAGGCCUUGACUGGGGGUUUGGGAGCUGGUCUUUGGCCAUGCUCCUGCCCCCUCCUUUUCUGGGGGUGCACAGGGACAUGGGAGAUUUUGUACCUUGUACCAGAGUUGAUUAUUUAGGAAUAAAAUAAUUGAAUCUGGCAUGGGAGGGA
This is a messenger RNA of Melospiza melodia melodia, 2027 nucleotides long. It is a transcript of the gene STARD10, whose product is annotated as StAR related lipid transfer domain containing 10. The record is from RefSeq and is a predicted model, not a curated record. Gene Ontology annotation, molecular function: lipid binding. Lineage: Eukaryota; Metazoa; Chordata; Aves; Passeriformes; Passerellidae. The coding region runs from base 41 to 874 and encodes 277 amino acids. Gene Ontology annotation, cellular component: microvillus; intercellular canaliculus; cytosol. The transcript is spliced from 6 exons.